CUUCGAGAUUUUGGCAGUGGCCAUGAGGCCUAUUUCGAUGAAAGGCCAUUGAAGACCUACUCUACUUUUGUGCCAAGGGCCACUGACUUGGCACUUAGCCUGCCCGCAACGGCGCGCCGUUUGGUCUGCGACUCUGCGCAGUCUCCAGUACGUCUUCCUUCUGAUUUUAGCAAUCAAGGGGUAGGGUUUCCCUCAUGGAAAGAGACAGUUUUCAUGAUUGAUUUAAUGAUUGGUCGAUGCGGCUGAUCACUGGAAUGUAGAAACAGGGGCAAGGCAUGUUGGCUUAUACACUUGUUAUUGGACAUUGAAAAAUGUUGAGUGCUGGGGGAAAUGCUGUUGUUGGUCAAGGGGAUUCGGAGACAGGGAGACUGCUUGAAGAGUCUAACCAGGAAACCGGUCAUAUGAAGACAAUAACAUUACUUUGGAAAGCUGAGGAUGGUUCGCAUUUUCUCAGUGGUCCCUGGAUACCUUCUAUUGAUCGCAUUCUCAGAUUUUUUCUUGAUCUUGUGGUAGUGCUAGGAGAUAGUCAGAUGCAUUACAUGUCAGUUCAUCAUGCUGAGAAGUGUGGGGCCAAAUUCUUUGACAAGGAAAAUAUAGGCUCACCACCAUUGUUGAACACUGUGAUUUGCCUUAUGUGUAAACACUCGAGUAAAUUAUGAUCUUGCAUUUGAUUAGAUUCUUCAAGAAGUAAUUGGAGGUGUGAAAUGGUUUGGACCUAUAAAUGCCUAAGCAUACAACCCUGAUGGAAAAAGGUUCGUCACGACUUCUUAUUUCUGAUUAA
Molecule: messenger RNA, 781 nt
Organism: Vitis riparia (riverbank grape)
Lineage: Eukaryota; Viridiplantae; Streptophyta; Magnoliopsida; Vitales; Vitaceae
Product: eukaryotic translation initiation factor 3 subunit I-like
Exons: 3
Coding region: 312-659 (115 amino acids)
Source: RefSeq, a predicted model, not a curated record